AUGGUUUCCCCGAAGAACGGCGAGGUCCUUGACGACCCUACGCUGAUCCAAGACGCCGUCUUUGGAGAAAUCACCGAGGGUGGCCCCAAUUACCGCAAUGUGGGCUGGAUCGGGACAUCAGUCAUCAUGAUGAAGUGUCAGAUCGGCCUAGGGGUAUUAUCCAUCCCCGCAGCGUUCGAUGUCCUCGGCAUGAUCCCCGGCGUCAUCUGCAUGGUGGUUAUCGCCGCUCUCUCGACCUGGGGCAGCUAUGUCAUAGGAGGAUUCAAGCUCAACCAUCGCGAGAUCUAUGGUAUCGACGAUGCAGCUGGAAUCAUGUUUGGCCGCGUUGGUCGUGAGAUUAUGGGCUUUUGCUUUAUUCUAUUCCUCAUCUUUGAUGCGGGCUCUGGCAUGCUCAGUGUUUCGAUUGCUUUCAACGCUGUUUCCAUUCACGGAACAUGCACCGCCGUAUUCGUCGCAGUUGCGGCCAUCAUCGUCAUUUGUUUCGCUAGUUUGCGAACCCUCGGCCGGAUCAGCUUUCUUGCAUGGGCCGGGUUGGUUUCCAUCCUUACUUCAAUCCUUGUCGUCACUAUCGCCGUCGCGGUUCAGGAUCGUCCUGACGGCGCGCCCAAAGGCCCCUGGAAGUCCGACUGGAAAGUUAUCGGCAGCCCCAGCUUCACUGAAGCCAUCACGGCAAUCUCGACCUUUAUCUUCGCCUAUAUUGGCACGCCUUUCUACUUUGCAAUCGUGGCUGAGAUGCGCAACCCACGUCACUACACCAAGGCGUUGAUUGUUUGUCAAUCUACUGCAACAAUCACCUACCUCAUCAUUGGCAUUAUCGUCUACUACUUCUGUGGGUCCUUGGUUACCUCCCCUGCUCUUGGGUCGGCAGGAAAGCUCCUCAAGCAAAUCAGCUAUGGGAUUGCCCUCCCCGGGUUGUGUGUUAGUUCGACCUUGAGUACCCAUCUGGCGAGCAAGCACUUCUUUCUCCGAAUCCUUCGAGGAACGAAGCACCUGACCGCAAACACCUUUACCCACUGGGCGACCUGGCUUGGCUGCGUCUUCACCGUGGCCAUCGUUGCAUACCUCAUCGCCAGCGGUAUUCCUGUCUUCAAUAGCCUCGUCGCUCUCAUUGGCGCUCUUUUGGGGACCAUGAUGUGCUUCCAGCCGCUUGGAUGCAUGUGGCUGUAUGAUAAUUGGAAUGGAGGAAAGGAUAGAUCGCUCAAGUGGAUGUUCCUAGUGGCCUUAAACGUCACGCUCAUUGUAUCUGGAACAUUCCUGAUGAUCGGCGGAACUUACGGAUCUGUGGUUGGGAUCGUUGACUCGUACAAGGCUGACGGGGGUUCCAAGGCUUGGUCUUGCGCGGAUAACUCCAACUCUGUCUAG
Fusarium vanettenii 77-13-4 is the source of this 1362-nucleotide messenger RNA. RefSeq lists its product as uncharacterized. Gene Ontology annotation, molecular function: amino acid transmembrane transporter activity. The record is from RefSeq and is a predicted model, not a curated record. Gene Ontology annotation, biological process: amino acid transmembrane transport. The transcript has 5 exons. The coding region runs from base 1 to 1362 and encodes 453 amino acids. Lineage: Eukaryota; Fungi; Ascomycota; Sordariomycetes; Hypocreales; Nectriaceae. Gene Ontology annotation, cellular component: vacuolar membrane.